Molecule: messenger RNA, 402 nt
Organism: Caenorhabditis elegans
Lineage: Eukaryota; Metazoa; Nematoda; Chromadorea; Rhabditida; Rhabditidae
Source: the annotation of a RefSeq genome assembly
CAGAAAUACGCGAAAACCGUGCAAAUCUUCGAGGAAUUCCACAAAAUCGCGUGUCUCGGCGAUUUGACGUCAAUCUAUCGGAGCCGCGCAUGUUUUCCGGAUGAAAAACGCAAAUCGGCACUUGUAAAGCCGGCAAUCGACGUUUUUCGAGCAUUUCCAGCGUCAAGACCCACAGUUUUUCACUAUACGGGCCUUUUAAUCCACGAGAGCGCUCAUCACUGGUUCAACGCGCAGGAAAAUGUGCAACAGGUUUCCAACAUCACCAUCGUCAACGAAAAAGCCACGUGUGAACGAACUACUGGAUUUUUAUAUGAAAUUUUUCGCGGAAACCGAUGGAAAUAGUGGUCUAGAAGAGUGUUGUAAUUUUCAAGUAAUUUGACCCGAAAAAUCGAAAAAUUCACG